AUGGCGGAUGUUGAGGUGCUAAAGGACAACGAAUUGGAACGAAAUAUUGGUGGUGUUAAGAGUGAAGACCAAGAAGAGGAACUGAUUGAGAUUGAUGCGAAUGAGAAAGAGGUUGAUUUGACUCGCCGAAGGAUCAAUAAGAUUGAAGGAUUCGACUUUUUGAAAUGCAUUGAAUCGCUGUGUCUUCGAUGGAAUCUGAUCAAAAAAAUCGAAAAUCUUCAAAAUCUCACGACUUUAACUGAACUCGACCUCUACGAUAAUCAAAUCACAAAAGUUGAAAAUCUGGAAGCAUUAGUGAACUUAGAAGUGUUAGAUCUAUCGUUCAAUCGAAUCACCAAAAUCGAAGGACUUUCAACGCUGAAGAAUUUAAAGAAACUGUUUUUCGUACACAACAAGCUUGAAAAAAUUGAGGGAUUAUCAGAGCUAACCGAAUUGACGUAUUUGGAAUUGGGUGAUAACCGCAUUAAGAAAAUCGAGAAUCUGUCGGCAAACUGCAAAAUUGAACGUCUCUUCCUCGGGGCAAAUCAAAUUCGUGAGAUCGAAAAUCUUGACAAUCUCACUUGCAUUCAAGUGCUCAGUCUUCCAGCAAACGCCAUUCAAGAAAUAAAGCAUCUCGAAAAACUACCAAACCUCCGCGAAUUGUAUCUGUCGCAAAAUGGUGUGCGAAAAAUCGAAGGACUCGAGACUUGUGAGAAGCUCGAAAUUCUCGAUCUCAAUCACAAUCUCUUGACGCGUAUCGAUGGAGUUCGGCACUUGAAGAAUCUCACUGAUUUUUGGGCAAGAAGUAAUAAGUUAGAAAUAUUAGAUGAUGUAGAGGAGCUUGCUGAACUGCCGCGUCUUGUACUCGUUUAUCUUGAGAUGAAUCCGUUCUCGGACAGUUCAACGUAUCGAAGUAAAGUGAUUCGUAUGUUGCCUCAGAUCAGGAAACUAGACGCUGAAUACUGCCGAGGCUUUACGAGCCUCUUUUCGUGA
Molecule: messenger RNA, 972 nt
Organism: Anisakis simplex (herring worm)
Lineage: Eukaryota; Metazoa; Nematoda; Chromadorea; Rhabditida; Anisakidae
Source: the annotation of a GenBank genome assembly